AUGCAGGGUAUUGGUAUUAAGACACAAGACCAUGGAAUUUUACCUGCGAGCAAAGACAUUGGAAAAAGUCGUCGAAAAUCUCGAUGGAAGCUUAAAUUUCAUCAUCAAGCAUUACCUCCAGAGUAUUUGAAUCAUUAUGAAGCGUCCAUGAUGUCUACUCAACCAUCUCCCUCGAUUUCAUCGUCUCCUUCCCCUGUCCUAUUCACGGGAAAUGUCAAAUCGAAACUACCACUGGAAGCUCAAACUAGUGUCCGUUUUGAUGAUCUACCAUACAUGGGAGAGAUGACGUUAGACAAUGCAAAACCACGGAGGGGACGCAAACCAAAAAAGGCUGAUAUAUGUCACUUGAUAUAUAAAAACUACGGUACAACUGUCGUAGAAGAACCUUUGAACCUAUGCGUCAGGGACCAGAUAUCAUCGAUUAAUGAUUUUCAACUACCUGGUUCGGCCAGUCUCCAAGAAACAUUGAAUCUUCAAUCAAAAGACUCCAAACGUAAGAGCAAAAAGUCACUGGCCAGAGAGCGUUUGGAAAAAACAUUCAAAGAAAAGGGUUUCUUGAUACAGACGCAACAACUGGAAUCCGCUCAAGGAGCCACUUACUGCAAAUUUAGACAGUUAAGGAAGUUUACACGGUAUCUGUUCAGAAGCUGGAAACAUCAUUUACCUGGUGAUGUCGUAGACAACGGUGUCAAUAGUCAAAUCACCUGA
Messenger RNA from Macrosiphum euphorbiae (potato aphid), 708 nucleotides. The record is from the annotation of a GenBank genome assembly. NCBI's taxonomy places the organism in Eukaryota, Metazoa, Arthropoda, Insecta, Hemiptera, Aphididae.